CUAGUUCCGUCCAUUUUCCGGCGUGCUCUCUUGGAUUUCUCCACCUUUGGUUGCAGAUUGGUCUUCUACACUCCAAGGCGAGCCUAUCCAUCCUGAUUUCCAGCGGCGUUGUUCAAGAUUUGGGAGUUAACGAAUCAUCUUCUACAACAAGCUUCCCGAUGGUUUUCUGGUAAGUGUUGCUGGUCCUUCCUUUGUUUUGAGCUGUUCUUAGAUGGCGAAGGGCAAGAAGAAGGAGCUUAGACCUCCACCUCCUACUCCUCCAAACAAGAAAGAGCUGCGUAACUUUCUUCGUGAUAUGGAGGUUGAGUCUGGGGGUGGAGGUGAGACUGUGGAUUCUGUUGAGAAUGUGGAUAAGUUUCCGGUUAUGACUGAGGAGGAUUUCACCCCGUGUUCCAACACUGGUGAUGUGACUGUCGAAGAAGAUGAUGACCCUGAAUCCCAGACUCCUUCUCUGGAUGAGGAAAGGUUUGAGCAAGAACUGCAGAAGGAUAAGCCUGGCAUCAACAAUGGAGAUACUCCAGUAGCUAAUGCUGAAGCUCCUGAAACUGCUGAACCCAUUGGGAAGGAAAAUUGUGAGAAAGAAACUGGAAACAAUGAUGGCAAUGUACCCGGUAAUAAAGUGGAUACACCAGCUGAGAAGAAAAGCUUUGCUUCACUCUUUGAAAAGAACAGGUCUGAGGAUAAAGGUAUGAAACUCCACCAGGUGGAAAUGACUGAGGAUGAGGAGGUGUUUAUCCAGCCUGAGGAUGUGACCCCAAUGGAGGAAUUAUGGGGACCUUGCUUGUUUUGGGGUCCUAACAGCUUGUCUAAGAUUGCUUCAAAACUUGGAAGACCACUCUUCACAGAUGGUCUGACUAACAAGGUUGCCUCCAAACUUACUGUGGAGAAGGACCCAGAGGACAAUCUGGCCUACAAGAAACCCAAUUUCUGUAGAGUCCUCAUUCAUAUGGAUCUCUCCAAACCUCCCCCUUCCUGUGUGAAGGUCAAUUUUGUUGGAGGCAGCUAUUCACAAUUUGUGGAGUAUGAGGAUCUCCUCCUCUACUGUUAUCAUUGUGAGAAAUUUGGGCAUACUCCUUUUGACUGUGCUCAGCUUUUUGAAAUGGAAAGGAAGAAGGAGCAGGAGGAACAGAGGGACAGGGAGGAGGCCAGAGUGGAAGUCCUGAAAACCACUCCCAGAACAGAAACUAGGGACAAACAGGAUGGCAAGCUGGGGCAGGACAAAUAUCAUGGCAAACAAAAGGAGGGGUUGGAGCAUACUAAUACUCAGAAAGCCCAUGCUAACCCUGAUGAACCCUCACCUUCAUUCACUAGGAAGGAUGACAAUGAUGGAUUCACACUGAAAACUUUUCACAUUACAUUUGUUUUUGCCUUAUACAAUGUAAGUGUGAGAAGGAACCUCUGGGACAGACUUACUGAUAUUGCUGGCAGAAUCAACACUCCCUGGGCUAUUAUGGGGGAUUUCAAUGCUGUUUUGGAUUCUAGUGAGAGGAUUAACUGUCAUACCUAUGCUUAUGAUAUGACUGACCUCUUACAGUUUAGACUCAAUAAUGAUCUUCUUGAUGCUAAGGCUACUGCCCUCAUUGAACAAGCUACCAGCCUUAGGAAAAAGGCAACCUUUUACAGUGAUGCUGAGAGAUCCUUUUUCUUACAGAAGGUGAAAUGCACUUUUAUCAAUGAGGGUGACAAAUGCCCCAAGUUCUUCCAUGCUAUGAUGAAGAAGGGGGACAAGGAUUCUGUUACUGUCCUGGCCAACACUAUUCAGAAUUUCUCUCAAGUUUCCUUCCCUGAGGGGAAACUUCCUGUCAGAUACUUGGGACUCCCUUUGACUUCUGAAAGAGCUUCAGAAAGAGACUUUGCCCCCCUUAUUGCCAAAGUGGAUGAGAAUAUCAGGAAAUGGAACACUAAGUCUCUAUCUUCUGCUGGCAUACUGGAAUUGAUCAGAAGUGUGAUUCAAGGAAUUGAGGGUUUCUGGUUUCAGGCUUUCCCCAUUCACAAAUCUGUUUUGGAUAGAAUCACUACCCUCUGCAGAGCUUUCUUCUGGGGAAGUAAAUUCUGUAAAGUGGCCUGGGAUGACAUCUGUAAACCCAAAGAUGAAGGGGGUUUGGGACUCAGAAACUCAACCAUUUGGAACCAAGUACUACUGGCUAAGUGCUUCUGGAACAUUGCAGCAAAUAAGGAAACCUUAUGGAUACAAUGGGUGCAUUCUGUUUACCUCCAGGGCAGUGAUUUUUGGACCUGGAAUCCUAGCAAAAAGGAUUCACACUUCUUCAAGAAGAUUGCUGAGAUUAGGGACUCUCUUUUGCAGAAGUGUGGUGAUAGAUUCAUGAUUGAAGACAAUUUGGGAAAUGUGGAUUCUGUCAAUGUUUUGGCAAAAGCUAUUAAUAUUUUCUCCCAAGUAUCUGGCUUGCAUGUGAACCCUCUCAAAUCCAAUAUCUUUCUGGCUGGAGAGAUCAAAGACAGGACAGAGGAUAUCCUAGCUUUGGUGCCUUUCCCUCAGGGUAAAUUGCCUGUUAGAUACCUGGGACUCCCUCUUACCUCACAGAGAGCUUCUGAAAGAGACUUUGCCCCACUUGUGAAUAAGGUGGAUGAACAUAUCAGAAAAUGGAAUGCCAAAACCCUGUCAGCUGCUGGAAGAUUGGAACUCAUCAGAUCUGUCAUCCAAGGAAUUGAAGGAUUCUGGUUCCAAGCUUUCCCUAUUCAUAAAUCUGUCUUGGAUAGGAUAACCUCCCUUUGUAGAACUUUCCUUUGGGGGAGCAAGUUCUGUAAGGUUGCUUGGGAGGAUAUCUGCAAGCCCAAGGAUGAAGGGGGGCUUGGUUUGAACCAGCCCUGUAUUUGGAAUCAGGCACUUUUGAGCAAGAACCUGUGGAAUAUUGCCUCAAACAAGGAAACUCUGUGGGUGCAAUGUGUUCACUCUGUUUACCUUGAUGGCAAUGACUUUUGGACUUGGAGCCCUGGGAAAAAGGACUCCCAUUUCUUCAAAAUACUGAUUGAAAUCAGGGACAUGCUGCUACUCAAGAUUCCUACCAAAACUAGCCUUCAUUUCAUUGCUAUGGAGAAUAGAUUAUGUGAACUUUGCCACAAGGAGGAGGAAACUGGCCAACACCUUUUUUUCAGCUGUGAAACCUCCACACUCAUCUGGAAUGCUGUUAGAUCUUGGCUUGAGAUAGCCCCUGCCCAGUCUACCCUGGACAGAGCCCUUACUUGGCUAAGGAGACUGAGGAAUAACCAUUGCUCUAAGAGGAAGAUGACAAGGCUGGCUAUUCUCAGCACAACCUACCACAUUUGGAGAUUAAGGAAUGGUGUGUAUUUUGACAACCAGGCCAUAAAUACUGAUGCUAUUGUGUGCAAGAUCAAGAGGGCUAACACUGGGGUCCCUUGGGUAACUGGUGUUAUCCCUAUGCCCAGUUUCUCUGGGUCUGGAAACAUUUCAAAUGUAGGGAAUGGCUUGGAUCCAGGGCUGGAGGGUGGUCUCACCCUCUUUUCUUUCUUUUUCCCCCUCUCCCCUUCUUCCUUCUUCUUGCUUCUCCCUCCUUUCUUGGUCUUCCUCCUCUUUUGUCCCUUCUUCUGUUUCUGGAAACACGCUAAGUUUCACUCAUCCAAACCCUCUUUGUUUUGAUGUUUGAAGGUUGGUGUGUCUUCCCUCUGGUGCUGGGUGGGUUGGGGCCCCAUUGGUUCUGUGGACUAGUGGGGUUGUGAGGAAACAAACCAACCUCUAUUUACCCCUUCUGGGUAGUUAGAGGUUGAGUUAGGUCCUGGUU
Messenger RNA from Cuscuta campestris, 3758 nucleotides. The record is from the annotation of a GenBank genome assembly. Lineage: Eukaryota; Viridiplantae; Streptophyta; Magnoliopsida; Solanales; Convolvulaceae.